AUGAUGGGGUUAAUCGGCGAUAUUAAAGUCCCCGCUGUUCACUAUACUUCCCAGGCUGGAGGGUCGACAAUCAUCUUUGACAGCGUGGAAAUACCUGGAUCACGGAUUGUGCACGGCAAUGUCUUCCCCCUUACUCUGGUGCUGACUAAGGAGGAUAGCAGCAACCCCACCGUCGACGAGGCUGCCACUGCGAUACGUGAUCUUUCUGAGCGUGGAAUCACUACCGAACUCCUUAACAAACACUGCGCGUUGCUGCUGCGCGGCCCGCGCGAUCGCUCUGCUAAUAUAUUCUCUUGUCUUAUUCAUACUGCCGAAGAGGGCCGCGGCCACGUCCCUUAUAAGUAG
Messenger RNA from Aspergillus puulaauensis, 345 nucleotides. RefSeq lists its product as uncharacterized. NCBI's taxonomy places the organism in Eukaryota, Fungi, Ascomycota, Eurotiomycetes, Eurotiales, Aspergillaceae. The record is from RefSeq and is a predicted model, not a curated record. The transcript has a single exon. Bases 1 to 345 code for a protein of 114 amino acids.